CAAACAAUAUUGUUUUUGUGUGAUUACGUUGAGUAGUUUAUUUGUAAUGCUGAGCGUAAAAAUACACAAAGUUUAGAGUGAAGCCUUUAUAAAAUGUCUGAUCAACAAAGUUAUAUCCGCAACUUGAUUGAAAAGAAAUUCAGCGCAUUUUGUGCCAAAGAAGGUGUUAGAUGCUGCUUCGAGAUUUCAAGUGAGAUGGUACUUACUACGAAUUGGAUAGAUGCGUUGUUGUAUCUGUGUUCUAAACUUCCUAACAGAAAGCUGCAGUUGGCUUUUUUGGAUUUCUGUAUUCAAACGGCUACAUUGUUGGAUAAAAAAGCCAUAGAUCAGAUUAUCAAAUACCUUUUAAGAGUUUUCAAAGACACGACGGAAAACAGUUGUGUUCAAGGCAAACAAUGCGAUUCUGUUCUAAGUAACUGUGCAAAACUUAUGGUCUAUUGUUUAACGCACUCACAUGCGCCAUCUAAUUCAUAUGUAUUUUUCAUGGAAGCCAUCGACCAGAUCAAAUCAAUAAUUUGUGGUUCCACUAAUGUUGAGUGCCUUAUAAGCUAUGCAAUCUUAUUCAUAAAUAUUGUUAAAUUGGAAAGGAAAAAUUACUUGGCUGAAAUAUUGGCUGUGCUUAAUCAAUCCGAGAAUUCACCUUCGUCAGAUAUCACAGGGAAUCUGUCUUUUUUAUUCCAAUUAUUUCAUAGUAGUAAUUCGCGAGCUCAAUUAGCAAUUCUACUAGCACUGGUUGGGAUCCUAUCUACAACUGAUUGGUUUUGUAAUUACGAGAAUUAUGGAAACAUAAGUUUGUAUGUUCUGUCUAUGGCUGGAUUUUCUGUUGAUCCAAAUGAUCAUCUGCUAAGAAAGUUUAAUCAGAAUGAUUCAGUUACUAAUUUACUUCAAUCGAAAAUAGUUUACAAUUGGUCCAAAAAGAAUUUAUUAAAUCACUAUGAGGAUGAUGUGGAAAGAAAUAUAGAACAAUUUAAUGUAUUCACGAGUCCACUUCUAACGUAUUGUAUAGACAUGAGAAGCAGUUACAUAGACGCUAUUCGAUAUUCCGCUUUAGAUACAAUUGAGAAUAUCAUAUUUUUUCAUUUGAAGUAUUGUGACGAAUGUCGCCAGUCAAGAAUAUCUGAUAACAAGUCAAAAAUAUCUUGUGGUUAUUUGAAUGAAAUUUUAAAUCAGUUAGUGAGUGAUUCAUGUUACAGUCGCGGAACAAUUGCUAUGUUAACUCGAUUCAUCCGCUGUAUGUCUAAGACUCGUGUGUAUAGGACAAUCAAUUUGUUGCACUCUUUGGAUUCUGUUUUUCAGCCAUUUGUUAAUGACACUAAUUUAGAAAUUUGUGGAAGAAUUGUUUCAGGAUCGAUGAAGAUUGCCGAUGAUCCUAACUUGGCGUCAGAAAUUUCAGAAUUGUAUACAUUAAUUACGCACAACUUGUACACUGAGAAUGACCCAUUAAUUUAUGUAUGGUUAUCUGGUUUAGUCGAUACCUUUAUUCGUAACUCUAACGAAACAUUUCAUUCUACAGUUAUUCAGAAUAUUCUACCCAGUUUAGUGAAAACCAAUCCUAAAUUGUUGGAAUUGCUGGUAAAAUGUUGCAACAGUGACUCAGUAAAAAUGAAUACUGACUUGCCUACGUUCCUACUAACUUGUUAUCAUCUUUUAUCAUUUAAUGGAAUGAAAACUGACUGUUGUGAAUACUUGUCGUUAAAUUUCUUAACAUCAUGUCUUCGCUCAUAUGAUAAUCAGUUACGUCUUACAGCUUUAAAUGUUUUAGUAAGUUUAAUUACAAAAUCCAAACAAAAAAUGAUCUUAUCAAAUGAAAAAUUGGAAAUGUUUCUUAAUUAUCUCAGACACGAUUUGUGGCCAAAUUCAAAGCGUAUACACGGCCAAAUUGUCAGUGCAAUUAAAGAUAUUUUGUUGCAUACACUUCCAAUUAUGAAACGUGAAACAAACGAUACCAAUUUAAAUAAUCUUAAAUCGUUUCAUGUUGAAAUGGUUCAUAUCUUGAUGACAUGUAUUUAUCCUGGAUCACCAGCAUCUCGUCUAUCAUUAGGCUUAGCUGGAUUAUACACAGUUGUUGAAUGCUUUCAUUCUGUUUUUUAUACCGAUGAUUAUUCAGAGUUCAUGGCACAAAUUAUGAGUUGUUUAAUUAAAGCAACUCAAAAUGUAUAUACAAUACCUUCAUUUACCGAUGAAAAAUUUAAACCAAUCGAUCACUCAACGUCACAACUGUUCUUUCUCUUUUUGACUGGUUUAUGCAGUCGAUAUGAUGUUGACCGAGAUUAUACUGUGAAAAUACUGUUGAGAUUGGAUGUUUUAAAACAACUUAAUCCUAAUUAUAUCAAUAAAUUAUGGACUGAUACACUAGAAAUCUAUGCUCAAAGUUCCAAACCGGAUGUCAGUCCUAUUGCUGGCGAUAUAUUACGUUUUCUUAUAUAUGGUAAUGAGAAUGUCGAUGAAUCAAACCAGUUGUCUUCAUCUUCAUCGUCUGUAGAUAAGAAAUUUAUACAAGCAAUGGAUUGUCUACUCAACCAACUUCAAGAACAAAUUACAAUUUGUGAAAAAUUACCAGUAAUUGGUUUAAUGUCUGUGGCAACUAAUAAACCAUUUUAUGCUAUACUUAGUACAAUCCGUUCUAUUAUUGGUGUCACCUCAUCAUCACCAUUGAAUAAGAAAAAUAAAAAGCCUACCGAUGCUCAAAUUUGGAGUAACACAUCAAUUAAGGCAGAAUCCUUGUUCAAACAAAUCAAUGGAGUAAAUGUUAUCGAGCGUAUAAUUUCACUAGGUCUUCGUAUAUCUGAAAUUGUGCUACCAGUUGUUGGACAUGAAUCACCUGAAGGUGUCUUGUUAACUUCACAACAAGACGUAAUCAUUGAUGAUAUUAAAACUGCAGAUGAAGAAGCUUCUCAAUUGUAUAAAUUUUAUGAAAAAACACGAAAUCAUCCAGAAUAUUUAAUUUUAUGUUGUUGGCGUUCUGUUCGUGAAUUAUCUUUACUUAUGGGUAUAUCACUUGUCUCACACGGUUUGAAUAAAUUCGAUAGUAAUCAAAUAAAACCAAAAGAGAUUUUUUCUAUUGCCCGAUUUUUCUGUACUCAGUUACUUUGUUGCCGCCAUCGUGGGGCAUUUGAACUGUGUGCAACUGGAUUUACAAACUUUUGUACUGCGCUUGUAAAUCAUCCAGUCUAUUUUACAAUUCCUAUUCAUUGGCUUAAUGCAGUCACUGGUCAAACUUUGUCAUUAAAUGAAAAGUCGACAAACGAUUGUUCGACUGUAAUAGAAAAUAUUGAUUUUUCACUAGAAUCAUGUAUGGGAAAACAUAAUACAAUGGAAUGUAUCACUCGUCGUGGUGCCGGUUACCCUUUAUUUGUUCAGGCUAUUUUAACUGCAGAUUUAACCCGUAACACUAAUGUAUCAACAACAACACUUACAAAUACAGUCUGCUGGUUACUCAAAUCAGUUAAAACGUCUCUUUGUAACAACAAUCUUCAACAGUCCAACAAGCUUAGUACAUGUGUACUACACCUAAAUAUCAUUCGUGAUAUAUUUCAAUCAAAAAAUUUAAAUUAUCAUACAGAUAAAUAUUUACAAAAAGCAUUAAUUAUUGCUUUGGAUGGUGUUGGAUGUGGAGAUUUAUCAAUACGAAAUGCUUCCAUACUUUUUUAUAGUACACUAGUUCAACGUAUUUUUGGUGUAAAUCGAUCAAAUGCAGUUAAAAGUCGAAAAAAUUGCUUAGCAACAUCAACAUUUUUCAAACGUUAUCCGAAAUUUGAACACUACUUUGUUGAAACACUUACAUCGUACUCAAAGAAUACAAACAUUCCACAUCCAAGUUCUUUCAAAUUGUACAGUAUACUUCAUUUGAUGACACACCUACUACCAUCCUUACAAGUUACUGAGAUUGAUAAAAUGUUAUAUAAACUACUUAUUAGGUGUGGUUUUAGUGAUGACAUACGUAUACGUAAAAUUGCUUCGUUAGCUUUAACCUCAAUUAUACAUCCAAGUGUUAUCAUGACUACAUUAAACCAUUUAUUCGAUUUAAUGGAACUAUUUCAUGAAUCAAUGCCAGUUAAGAGAUGGUGCAAUAUUCGAUUGAAUAUAUUACAUGGUCUACUUUUACAGGUAGUUCACAUCUGUUUCUAUCAUUUUAUGUAGGAUUUAAUACUCAUACAAAUAAAUUUUCUAAAUGAGUUCUUUAAUUCUCAAGCACAUUGUCGUGAUGUGGCUAAAGUUAGAAGUAAACUAUUGUACUGCCGGAUUUGACACAAUUAUCCACCACAAGCGAUGGAAGAUGAAAGUCCAGUGUUUCAAAUUGAAGUUAGAGAUGUAUAUAAUCGGAUGCCGGCUCAAGUGGUUUAUGGUUAGGCGCUCGUUGCGAAAUCAAAAUUUCUGAGUUUGAUCACCUAAUGGUAUCCCAAAGACUCGCUGCUGAGGAAUCACAUAUAGAAUGACAACAACUAUCCUGUACUUUCUGGCUUCCAAUGUUUGUCCCACUGAGAUCAGAAUGACUCUGAAUUGUGGGUUUUUAACUUAGAUAUUAUUGGUUAAUCCAUCUUUAUGGCUACGGACCAACAUUUCCCGUUAGCAAACGUAUGUAUGUCUAAUUGAGUUCGAGGUUUGUAUGUAGCACAAAUGUUUAGACAUAAUCUACAUACUGAGAGUAAGGGUUGCAUAAAAGAGUUAAUUAGUCAUUUUUGUGUACAAUUCAUAAAUAUGCACAUGUGCAUCCAUCAGUUAUAUAGGAUGAUAAUGACUUGAUGUAACAGGACCAUAUUUUUCUAUCCAAUCACAAUUUAGUUAGUCUGAUUACGUAAUUGGUUGUUGUCUUAUACUGUUAGUAAAGAUUCUCGUACAAUUGGUAUUGGGCAACUAUGUUUUUAUGUGAGACAUCUAGUAGUGUAAUGACACAAUUUAACUGUUCAAACUGAAGUAGCUGUCGUGCAGUUCCUACGUAAUCAAAUAUCUAAGCCUUUUAAUGCAGACAAAUAUAAACCUUCAUUGUAAUGAUAGUUUUGAUAAACUGUUAGAAUAAUCUAUUUCACUUUUAGUCCAGUUUUACUCAGUCAGAAAAUAGAUCAUAUGGAUGAAGAACAUAUGACAGACAAGGGGGAGACGUAGAAAGAGUUAACACUUUUGACUUAAUCAGUAAAUCUUCCUAUAGGUUCCUCUGAUUAAAAGUUCAAGCAUGUUUGAUAAUGAUAAACUCACCUAUAUGUCUAACUUCAAAGUUCUGUGGUAAUUUGACUGUGAAGCCCUCAUUAUUUCAGACGACAUAAAUAGACGUUAUGUCCCGAUAAGAAAAAUGAGUGGUCAUUUUUUGGGAUCUAUUUAUGGACCAAUACUAUUCGUACAUUUUUAUCGUAUAAUUGUUAAUUAACUAAACUAUUCAUAUUCAUGUGUCUCUUAUCAUAAGCUUUAUUUUAACCUAUGAACUGUUAUUAUACGAUUUUCCAUUAUUGAACUAUUCCCUGUCUAUUAAUCACUAUCUCCCACAUUCACAGCCACAUUUGGCCAAAUCUUGUACAAAUGUUAUUUUCUAUUUUAUGGUACGAUGUGGUCUGCUUGAUUGGUGUAUAAACAGAGUAUGUUUGAAAUACAUGAUUCAUAUUGCAGAGGCUGAGACUGGUGUUCGGGACUUAACUGGCUGGGCUAGGCAGAAAGCAUGACCAAUAAGGACUCUAGACUGCUCUCACGCGUUUUAUGAGUCCUUGGUCCGAUCGAUAAUUCGCUGCUCCCUAAUUGGCGGUUUUGGGCUAUAACAGCUCUAUUGCGUCAAACCUUCUCAAAUUUUUUUAGUUGUAAAAGCAUGAUGACAUUUUAGUAUAGUAUGUUGUGAAAACCGUCCAACUUUGUAGUAUGCAAUGUAAAUUUAAUUAAUCCAAACUAAAAACGUGACAGUAUAAGCAGAGAUGGAUAGUGGCGUUCUGUUUGGGACUUGUCAGCUGGAUGUACCUAAAUCUCAGAUUUGAUGUUCACUCUGGGACAUGAACCCAGUGCCGUUCGCUUCAAGUAAACAAUACCAAGUGAAUUCAACAACGUGACAGUUUCUGAGCUCACUACAAUUAAUUACUUCGGUUGAAGUCGCUGACUGAAGAUCAAUUCAAAGCCCUUAUUUUAAUCUGCGGUCUCCAAUCGCAGAAGUUUAGUGACAUUAUAAUACGGCUGCUUAGUCGAUUAGACCAAGACCCCAAAUUUACACUCAAUGAUAUUGUAAAUGAAUAUCAACGUCUAAUGAAUCUACGGCGUGACACCACGAUGGUCCAGCGUGGUGGUUUAGGUCGUACCGAAACUCAUGUAGUCCAAAAACCACCCAACCCGCAUAAAUCUGCCCCAGCUACUAGUUCAAGUCAACAGACAAAAACAAAUCCUCCUGCCCCAUCUUGGCACUGCAGUGCAUGGCACUAUGUACGAAACUGUCCAUUUAGGCAAUAUCGAUGCGGGAAGUGUAAGGUCGUCGGUCAUAAAGACGGGUUUUGCCUUAAGAGGAAGCCAAACCGAUCCAGAAGUACCAAGAAGACUGUUCAUAAAUCCUGUACCACUUCGUUGAGCCUGAUGUCUUUUUGUCAAAGCUCAUCCCCAGGUCAGAGGAAAUUCGUUACCCUUAGUAUUAAUGGGCAUCCGUUUAGAUUGCAAAUAGACACUGCAUCUGACGUGACAAUUCUCUCACGAAAACCUUGGAUCAGAAUGGGCAAACCACGCACCGUGCCAACAACACAAAAACCUCUUACUGCAUGUGGUAAUCACCUACAUUUGUUGGGACAACUAGAUUGUAAAGUUUCUUUUCACAAUUCGACGUUUACCGGGGUAUGUUAUACAACAACAGCUGAUCUAAAUUUGCUUGGUUUUGAUUGGUUCAACCAGCUAAAAUUAGUUGAUGUCUCAUUAAAUACCAUAUGCCACCUAGUAUCACAACCACAUGACCCUGAAGCAUAUACGAGAAAGCUAGUGACGCAGUUUGCAUCUAUUUUCCAACCUGGAUUGUGUCGAUGUUCUGCCGCGAAAGCAACGCUUCGGCUGAAACCUGGGGCUAAGCCUGUUUUCUGCCCCAAAAGACCCGUGCCUUACGCAACAUUACCAACAGUAGAUGAAGAAUUGAAUCGUCUUCAACAACAAGGAGUUAUUACACCCGUUUCUUACUCUGCUUAGGCAGCACCUAUAGUUGUUAUCAAGAAGGUCAACAGCAUGAUACGUACAUGUGCUGACUUUUCUACAGGUCUCAAUGCAGCUCCGGAACAGCAUCAUUAUCCUUUGCCAGUUCCCGUAGAUCUGUUUACUAUGCUGAAUCGGGGAAAGUUUUUCGCAAAACUGGAUCUAGCUGAUGCUUACUUGCAAGUGGGAGUAGAUGAAGCAUCAAGAGAGCUGCUUACUAUCAACACUCAUCGUGGGUUGUUUCAGUAUAACCGUCUGCCUUUUGGAGUCAAGACUGCCCCAUUUAUCUUCCAGCAACUGAUGGAUACCAUCCUAUCAGGUAUCCCGGGGAUCGCGGUUUAUCUCGAUGACAUUUUAAUUGUUGCGACGACAUUAGAACAGCUACAGGAACGCACGACACUGGUACUGCAACGUAUCAGUGACAACGGGUUCCGCUUAAGCCCAGAGAAAUGCCAGUUUUUAUUGCAGUCAGUCAAGUAUCUGGGGUUCAUUUUUGACGCCGACGGCCACAAGCCGGAUCCUGAGAACAUUCGAGUUACCAAACUGAUGCCCACCCCCGCUAAUGUCUCGGCACUACGUUCCUUCAUGGGACUUGUUACCUAUUAUUCAGCGUUCGUUCCUUCGAUGCUUGAAAUUCGUGCUCCAUUGAAUCGUCUGAUGAGGAUGGACAGCACUUGGAACUGAACUAACGAGUGUGAUGCGGCGUUUUGUAAACUCAAGUCGAUAAUUAGCUCGAAAUUGUUGUUAACGCACUACGAUCCAUCUAUGCCAAUUAUCGUAGCUGCAGACGCUUCAGCGUAUGGCCUAGGUGCUGUUAUUUCACAUUAGUUUCCGGACGCGUCAGAAAAAGCUGUUAUGCAUACGUCCUAUACACUAACCCCGGC
This is a messenger RNA of Schistosoma intercalatum, 8018 nucleotides long. The record is from the annotation of a GenBank genome assembly. Lineage: Eukaryota; Metazoa; Platyhelminthes; Trematoda; Strigeidida; Schistosomatidae.